Messenger RNA from Neoarthrinium moseri, 2277 nucleotides. RefSeq lists its product as uncharacterized. The record is from RefSeq and is a predicted model, not a curated record. Bases 1 to 2277 code for a protein of 758 amino acids. Gene Ontology annotation, molecular function: alpha-galactosidase activity. NCBI's taxonomy places the organism in Eukaryota, Fungi, Ascomycota, Sordariomycetes, Amphisphaeriales, Apiosporaceae. The transcript is spliced from 2 exons. Gene Ontology annotation, biological process: carbohydrate catabolic process.
AUGAUUUCACUCCCCGUCAUUCCAGCUCUCGCGGCGUUGGGCCUCGCGAAUCCGGUUCUAGGCCGAGUGCUGGAACGCGAUCAAGAUGGUGCAAGCCAGUGGAUCAGUGUUGGCGAAGGACCGUCCUUCUCCCUCUCGUCCACCAACAUCUCAUACCAGUUCCAUGUUGAUCCAUUGACCCUGGAUCUCAUCCAUGAUCAUUGGGGCGCAUAUGCUGCCGAAACUGUUCCAGACUUCAACGGCAAGUCAGGCGGCUGGAGCGGUCCAUAUACCUACCGCCGGCGAGAGUUUCCCGACCUCGGUCGUGGUGACUUUCGCGUUCCAGCUAUUCACAUACAGCACGCCGACGGAAACACCGUCUCGGCCUUCUCUUAUACUGGACACGACAUCAGUGCCGGAAAACCUUCACUGCCUGGGCUACCCGCAACUUUCGGUGGAGAUGAGGAUGUGUCCACGCUCACGGUGCACCUGUACGACAACUACUCAGCCAUUGCUGCAGAUCUGCAUUAUUCCAUCUUCCCCCAGUACAACGCGAUAGCUCGCAGCUUCCAGAUAUCUAAUCAGGGUAACCAAAGCGUGACCAUACUCAGGGCCAGUAGUUGGAGUAUUGACACGCCAAACGAAGAAUUGGACCUGAUAGACCUCUCUGGAGACUGGGCCUGGGAAAAUCAUAUUAAUAGGCGAGCUGUGAUCAGCGGGGAGCAAGGCUUUCGCUCUUCGGCCGGUUACUCGUCACAUUUCCACAAUCCUUUCUUUGCCCUCGCUGCACCCACAACCACCGAGUCUCUUGGACCGGCUACUGGGUAUUCUCUCGUUUAUACAGGCUCCUUCGCGGCCAAUGUCGAGCGCUGGUCUACAGGAUGGGUUCGGGUUCUACUAGGGCUGAACCCUUUGCACCUCUCGUGGCCACUCGCCCCAGGAGAGACCUUCACAUCGCCAGAAGUUGUUUCUGUGCAUUCCGAGCAGGGACUUGGCGGCAUGUCAAGGUCAUUCCACUCGCUUUACCGAAACCAUUUAUCUCGAUCGAAUCACACGUUUGAGACCCGCCCUCCGCUGCUCAAUUCCUGGGAGGGACUCGGUGCAAACAUCAACGAGUCAGCUGUAGUCAAGCUAGCCUCUGAGGCUGCCGGGCUAGGAUGUACUCUGAUGGUCAUGGAUGAUGGGUGGUUUGGCACGAACUAUCCCCGAGACAAUGAUACCCUUGGACUGGGCGACUGGACGCCAGACCCUAGGAAGUUUCCCGACGGACUGGGACCCUUCGUUGCUGAGGUCACCAACAUUACUGUUAACGAGACUUCUAACAGCGGAGGCAGCGGUAAGAUGACGUUCGGCAUCUGGGUUGAACCUGAAAUGGUCAAUCCCGAGUCGGAUCUUUACCUGGAACAUCCAGAUUGGUGCUUGCACUCGGGAAGUCAUAACCGCACGCUUGUCCGGGACCAACUGGUUCUCAACGUCGGGCUACCCGAGGUCCAGGACUACAUCAUCGAGACUGUUGAGAAAAUCCUCGAUUCGGCGCCAAUAUCAUACGUCAAAUGGGAUAAUAACAGAGGCAUGCACGAGCUCCCUUCUCCGGCCGCGGACCACGCAUACAUGUUGGGCCUGUACCGCGUCAUCGACAACCUGACCACUGCGCAUCCCGAGGUCUUGUGGGAAGGCUGCGCGUCGGGCGGAGGCAGAUUUGAUCCAGGUCUGUUCCAUUACUGGCCGCAGACGUGGACUAGCGACGACACGGAUGGCCUUGAGCGUUUGUACAUCCAGUUUGGAACCUCGUUACCGUAUCCCCCUUCGGCGAUGGGCUGCCACGUGAGUGCCGUCCCCAACGGACAGACCGGUCGCACGACUCCCCUAGCCUUCCGUGCAGCGGUAGCGUCGAUGUGCGGCUCUUUCGGCUUCGAGCUCAACCCUUCGGAACUCGACCAAGAGGAAACAGCGGCCAUUCCGGGCAUCAUCGCGCGGCAGCAGCAGAUCAACCCCAUUGUCAUCAACGGGGACUUCUACAGACUGGCGCUGCCCGACCAGUCCAACUGGCCGGCCGCUCUGUUCGCGUACCCGGACGCUAGUUCUGCGGUUCUUUUCGCGUUCCAGAUUCGCUCGAAACUCAAGCCUCUGCCCGGGCCUCUGAAACUCAAGGGCCUGGACCCGGCCGCCAAGUACUCCGUUGGCAACGGAACCACCAGUGACACGUGGUCAGGAUCGACGCUCAUGAAUGUUGGGUUGAGCCUGCAGUGGCCGAGUGCGGAUUACGAGAGUAUGAUCUUGUUCAUUGACAAGCAGUAG